Messenger RNA from Acinonyx jubatus (cheetah), 4227 nucleotides. It is a transcript of the gene BTBD17, whose product is annotated as BTB domain containing 17. Lineage: Eukaryota; Metazoa; Chordata; Mammalia; Carnivora; Felidae. The transcript has 3 exons. Gene Ontology annotation, molecular function: protein binding. The record is from RefSeq and is a predicted model, not a curated record. The coding region runs from base 102 to 1538 and encodes 478 amino acids.
UGCCAUCCCCUUGUGCUGAAUCCUAUAUAAGGAGGAGGGAUGUGAGCACAGUGGUCUGGGCUUCGAGGUCCCUCCAGCGAGCUCAGGGGCGGGGCACAAAGAUGCUUCGGCUGGGCUAUGCCAAGCCCGGGUCCUGGGCCAGCUUCUGGGCCAUCCUGACCUUGGUGGGUCUGGCCACUCGAGCAGCUCAGAGAGCCGAUGUUGGCGGGGAAUCCACGGGCACCUCCAUCAACCACUCCCAGCUGCUGCUCCAACGCCUGCAAGAGCUUCUGAGGCAGGGCAAUGCCAGCGAUGUGGUCCUGCGGGUGCAGGCUGCGGGCACCGACGAGGUCCGGGUCUUCCACGCCCACCGCUUGCUGCUGGGCUUGCACAGUGAGCUGUUCCGGGAGCUGCUGAGUAACCAGAGUGAGGCGGUGCUUCAGGAGCCCCGGGACUGUGCUGCGGUCUUUGACAAGUUCAUCAGGUACCUCUACUGCGGCGAGCUGACCGUGCUGCUGGCCCAGGCCAUCCCCCUGCACAGGCUGGCCACCAAGUACGGCGUGGCGUCCCUGCAGCGCGGCGUGGCCGACUACAUGCGCGCGCACCUGGCGGGCGGCGCGGGCCCGGCGGUGGGCUGGUACCACUAUGCGGUGAGCACCGGGGACGAGGCCCUGCGCCAGAGCUGCCUGCAGUUCCUGGCCUGGAACCUGUCGGCCGUGGCGGGGAGCGCAGAGUGGGGCGCCGUGAGCCCUGAGCUGCUGGGGCAGCUCCUGCUGCGCUCGGACCUGGUGCUGCAGGACGAGCUGGAGCUGUUCCACGCGCUGGAGACGUGGCUGGGCCGCGCCCGGCCGCCCCCCGCCGUGGCCGAGCGCGCGCUGCGGGCCAUCCGCUACCCCAUGAUCCCGCCCGCGCAACUGUUCCAGCUGCAGGCGCGCUCGGCCGCCCUGGCGCGCCACGGCGACGCGGUGGCCGACCUCCUGCUGCAGGCCUACCAGUUCCACGCCGCCUCGCCGCUGCACUUCGCCAAAUUCUUCGACGUCAACGGCAGCGCCUUCCUGCCCCGCAACUACCUCGCGCCCGCCUGGGGCGCCCCGUGGGUCAUCAACAACCCAGCCCGCGACGACCGCAGCACCAGCUUCCAGACGCAGCUGGGCCCGAGCGGCCACGACGCCGGACGCCGGGUCACGUGGAAUGUGCUCUUCUCGCCGCGCUGGCUGCCCGUCAGCCUGCGGCCCGUCUACGCGGACGCCGCGGGCACCGCGCUGCCGGCCGCGCGUCCAGAGGACGGCCGGCCGCGCCUGGUGGUCACGCCGGCCAGCAGCGGCGGUGACGCGGCGGGUGUGAGCUUCCAGAAGACCGUGCUGGUGGGGGCGCGCCAGCACGGCCGCCUGCUGGUGCGCCACGCCUACAGUUUCCACCAGAGCAGCGAGGAGGCCGGUGACUUCUUGGCGCACGCAGACCUGCAGCGGCGCAACUCCGAGUACCUGGUGGAGAACGCUCUGCACCUGCACCUCAUCGUCAAGCCGGUCUACCACACCCUCAUCCGGACCCCCAAGUAGCCAAGUGGGCCGGGGGGGCGGGGGGGCGCCUCUGGAGUGGGAAAUAGAGGCCUGGCAUUGAUGGCCUUCGGCAUGUGGGAGGCGUGCCACGAAUGGAGAUGCCUCCAUUGGUCCCCUGGGCGGCCAGGUGCUGGUGGCCUUGGAGCUGGGGUGGCGUCCAGGGGAGGGGUGGUAGACCAGAUGCUUGGUUUCAGGAGCUGAUUUCACAGCUGCCUCGAAGGCAGCGCUCUUGGUUGAAUAAACCGAUGCUCAGCGAGCCGAGGGGAUGAUUGAACUACCCAGCUCCCGGGUAAAAACAGCCCAAGGAUGGUCCCAGAGGUGUGGGGUUCCCCCACCUUUCAUUAGGUUUUCUCGAAGGUCCCCACCCCCACACGGAACAGGGCAGGUAAGGGCAAGCAAAUGGGCCAGCCUGGGAAAUCUGGGGGCCUCCAGGACCCCUUGCUGGACUUUUUUUCAAGAGGCUUAGCUGGGCAAUUUCUGAGCCCUGACUUCCAGAGGGUGCCCCCCUCCCCUCAAUUUGGCUAAUUAGGCUUUGUAUGGUUCUGUCCACCAAAAGACUCUGAUCUUUCAUGGGACCCACCCUGAGCAGGUGUGAAGGCUGGUGGGAGGGGGCAUGAAUGGACCUUGCUAGCCCCACCCUUCCCGGGGAGGGUCUAGAGAAAAACUCCUUUCUCCCAGGUAUUUGUAGGUUGAUGCAGUGGAACCGGCCAGGUGGAGAUGGGGUGUUGGGGAGGGAGGAAGGGAGUCGGAUUGCCUCUUUAUCAGUCACGAGCACCCCACAUUCCAGACAAGGUCUAGAUUCCAAAAUAACCAUCAAGACCCAAACGGCAUUUUAUUAUUAUACUGCCAAGUAACAAAACCAGAUAUCCUUCUCUGCCCCAACCAUAGUAUGUGAGGUGACUGAAGUGACCUCCCCAACCAUCCAGGAUGGCCUUGCCCCAGACUCGAGCCCAGGGGCCCUGUCCCACUAACAGCUCCCUUCACCUCACCACCCUUCCACGUCCAAGGCCGAGUCUGGCCACACGUCUCUACAGGGUUUUGGCAACGGGGUUCUAUUCAGGGCAGGGAGGCCAGGAAGUCCUGUCAUCCUGGCCCUGCUUCCUGGGCUCACCUCCCUUUCCCAGUGGCACCGAAAGCAUGGAGGUGUUGGGCAGGCACCCUCAUGAUUCCUGGGCCUCAGGAGCCCCAGCCUUCUGAGAUCCCGAGCUCCUGUUCGCAGGUCACCCCCAUCCGCCCAGCCUCCACCUCCUAUUUUCUGCUACACCCCAUCCAGCCUUGGGGGCAGGAGGGCAGGUUCCAGUCCCCUCAGGUAUGCCGGAAGCGUCCGUCUUUGCCAUGGGUGCUUGCGCCAUGAGGCAGGUGGGGCCCACGGGCAGCCCGUCGGGAAAUACCAGCUGGGUUGGAGGGAACAGCGAGGGGUGAGGAGUCCCCAGGGCCUGCAACAGAGAAAGGGCCAGGAGCAGGGGGUUAGGAAUUCCUCCCACUCCCUCUCUGGUCAUCCUAGUGGCCUUGAACUCCUCAGGGGCACAAGCCCAAGAGGCCAGUCCCAUAGACGUUCUGUGAGAGCCCGGUUUCCAACUGUGGACAGCCGUAGGUACAGGGAAAUCAACACGCCUCCUUCCUGGGGUGGCCAAGGGCUCCCCUUCCCCAUUCCGUCCCUCGCUGGUACUGACCCGUGCUCUGGCUUGGAGGGAGUUUGACCUUGGCCAAAGGCAGCGUGACCUUUCCCAGAUGCCGGAUACCAGGUGCUGGGUGUCCACACACGGGCACCCUGUGGUCCAAGAUGCUCUCUGUGGGACGGGGCCCCAGGAGGUGUGUCUUGGGGCGGGAGAGCUGCGGUGGUUGGAGAACAGUGGGGUGAGUCGGAGCCGUAUGGUGUAUACCCCCGUGCCAGCCCGGGGGACAGAGGCAUGGAGGGUGGCGCAGGGCUGGAGGUGCCCUGGGGCCUCUGGAGGAGUCCAGGCUCUCAUCCACAAUGAAGGGGCGCAGAUACCCCAUGCCCUGUCUUUUGCCUCACCCCUUGCCCCGUGACCUCAAAGGACCGGGACCUCCGUUUCCUCUUCUUGGCCUCCAGGGACUCCUCCCGUCUCUUGCCCGGGCUUUUCUUCUGGCCACGCAUCCAGGGCCCGGGGCUGUCGCCGACAGGCCCGACUGCCUGGGAUGGGGCCUCGCCUGUGCUGCUAGACAGGUUGUCCUCACUGGCAGCGUGCUGCAGCGUGGGGCUGGGUGGCCGCUUGCAGGCCAGAGGGCCCGGGGGCUGCGAAUCGGCCUCACUCAGCGAGGGCAGAGACAGGCUGCUGCACUCCAUCGCAGGUGCCAGCAGGUGGCGCCCCUCGGCGCCCAAAGCCCGCGAGCGCCGCCUGGCCGCCUUCACUGAGAUGCACUUGGUGCCCGUCAGGAUCUCCUUCUUCUCUGCAGCGGGAAAGGAGCACCCAACCUGGGGUCAGGAUCACAUAUUCCUCCCCCUCCCUCACCUCCAACGCCCCUCCUCUGCCGAGACAGGAAAUGAGUAGAGCCGGAAGGCCAGCUCUCCCACUUGCUUGCUGUUUAAGAAACCGGGGGGCAAGUUUCCAAGCCUUACUUUCAUCUGUAAAGUGGGGAUGGUGACAUUAACCCCACAGGGUCAGUGUGAGGAUUAACUGAGAAGAUGGGCUUAGCCUGCAGUCAGAGGGUAGGGAUUCCAUCUAUA